Messenger RNA from Sebastes umbrosus (honeycomb rockfish), 1509 nucleotides. RefSeq names its product programmed cell death 6 (gene pdcd6). NCBI's taxonomy places the organism in Eukaryota, Metazoa, Chordata, Actinopteri, Perciformes, Sebastidae. Gene Ontology annotation, molecular function: calcium ion binding. The transcript has 6 exons. The record is from RefSeq and is a predicted model, not a curated record. Bases 142 to 711 code for a protein of 189 amino acids.
GCGAGGAGGAGGAGGAGGCAGCGUCGCUCGGUGGUGUCGGAGUCUGAUUGAAGCUGCUCAGAGAAAGAAACUACAGCAGCAGCAGGAGGAGGAAACACACAGUCUGCUUUGCUUUACUUUGAACAGAGCACUCCCUUUAAAAUGGCGUAUCACAGUCCGUACCGAGGAGCUCCGCAAAUCAACGCGCCUCCGGACCAGAGCUUCCUGUGGAAUAUCUUCCAGAGGGUUGACAAGGACCGGAGUGGAGUGAUAUCAGACUCAGAGCUUCAGCAGGCCUUAUCGAAUGGCACAUGGACUCCUUUCAACCCAGUGACGGUGCGCUCCAUCAUAUCCAUGUUCGACAGGGAAAACAAAGGCGGGGUGAACUUCAACGAGUUCGCCGGCGUGUGGAAGUACAUCACAGACUGGCAGAACAUCUUCAGGAACUAUGACCGGGACAACUCCGGCUUCAUCGAUAAGAACGAGCUCAAGCAGGCGCUGACUGGAUUCGGUGAGCAGCAAAGCUAUCGUCUAUCAGAUCAAUUCUACUGCACGCUGAUAGAGAAGUUUGACCGUCAGAGGAAGGGACAAGUUGCCUUCGAUGACUUCAUCCAGUGCUGUAUUGUACUACAGAGGUUGACUGACGUGUUCAGGCGGUACGAUACAGACCAGGAUGGCUGGAUCCAGGUUUCAUAUGAACAGUAUCUAUCCAUGGUCUUCAAUAUAGUAUAACGCACACGGAUCAUCACAAAAGAGCACAACUGGACACAACUGUGCCAAAGCUACCGGCACCUCCCAGACGUCUGCCAUGGUGGACACUACAAGAUUAUUUUUAACCCUAAUUAUUAGCCCCAGUUGGGCUGUUUCACACAAAUUUAUAAAACAAAUACAAUGCUUCAGUUUUUUUGAGGUUGUAAUACUCUCCAGAUUAUUGUCUGGAGGUACAACUAUUAUGCUUCAUGUAUUAAAAAAAUCUUGUAGUGUUUGUGUUAUGACAAAUCUGAAUUACGUCUGUGCCGGGGUUAGGGAAUAUUGUGGACAAAUCAUGUCUUUCUGUCUGUCAGUCUGUCUGUUAUUGUCGACAAAACUUUUUAACGUCUUAACUUUAAUUGAUACAAUUUAAAAAAAAAAAAAAAAAAAUAACUCUGUUGAGAGUGAAAAUGAUGCAUUGUAAAUAUGAUUUAAGAUGCAUUGCAUGCUUUUCAGGGAAAUUUAGCCCCACGUUGAAGCAUGCUUUCCCUUUCUCUCUCUCGUCUUCUCCUCAGCCCUAUUUUGCUCCAAGCCAUGUUUACAAUAACGGUGAAAGCAGGUGGUGUUCUGCUUCGAGAUUCACUGACAUGCCAGCUUACAUGCCAUAUUUGUACAAACUUAUUUUUAACUGCGAAAUCAAAAUGUUAGAACAUAUAAUUUUUCUGGUAGGAAGGUAAGCAUAACGCCUUUUAGUACGGCUUAUUUUUUGUGCAUGAUGCCUUAAAAUGUGUAAAAAGAACACAAAAGAGAAAUCUUUUAUUAAAAAAAGAAAGAAAAUCA